AUGAAUAUCUACGCGCACGAAUUCUCUCAUCUCGAUUUUAACUAUAAUGUCUCCGGUCCAUUCGGCGACCCGCUAUCUCACCGGUUCUUCCACGGGGAAGACGACGAUUAUCGCCGCGAUAUCAGCUACACUCUCGUCGGAGCUAAUGGCGGACAAGAAGAUACCGAUCCGAGUGUAUCUCCGGAGAAUCGCCACGACGGGAGGUCUCCGUUGCCUCUGGGGAUGGAUUGGAGUGCUCCUCCUCGUCAAUUUGAAGGAAGGAACACUGUUUGGCCACAUGAUCCUCGAACUGGAUGGAGUUACUGUGUCACCGUUCCCUCUUGGGUUGACCUUCCCAAAUCAAGUGUUUCAGAUCCUGCCGUGUUUUAUAGAGUGCAAGUGGCGAUACAAUCUCCCGAGGGAAUCACCUCUGCCAGGCUGAUACUUAGAAGAUUCAAUGAUUUCUUGGAGUUAUAUUCCUCAAUUAAAAAGGAGUUUGUGAAGAAAAGCAUACCCCAGGCCCCACCAAAGAAGGUUCUGAGGAUGAAAAACCAGACACUUUUGGAAGAGAGGAGGUGCUCUUUGGAAGAUUGGAUGAAUAGACUUUUGUCAGAUAUUGAUAUAUCCAGAAGCGCUCUGGUAGCAACGUUUCUUGAGUUAGAAGCUGCUGUCAGGUCUUAUUUCAAUGAUGAAAAUCAAGAAGCUGAAGAUACCACUGGGGAUGUUCCGUCACUUCUACCUAACACCAGUUCUGAUGUUCCCGGUAGUUCAUCUGUUACUAUUGAUCAUGUCAGCGAUUCUGCUGAUGAGACAUCUGAUGCCUCAACAGCGAAGCAUGGCGAAGCUAGUCUCAGUAAUCUUGCCUCAAGGAAUUCAGCUUCUGACGAUAAUGUGACUGAUUGGCAUGAAUUAAUCACAGAGUAUGGACUUCUUGAUAAGAGUCCUAGAACUGAUGAAGCUGCAGAAACUGGUACCGUAACCGGAGAGGGCAAUUCUAGUGGAGUUGGAUUUCAGAGGUUAGAUGGAAGUGAUAGAAAGUUUCAAACAAGAACCACUGAAAGUGAUGCAACUCACGUAAAGGAUUCUCAGGCGUCAAUUUCUGGGGAACCUGAUUCAGUUAACAGUGGCGGCACUCAGAAGGAUUUGGCUAUUGUAUUUCAGUCCGAGGAGAGACAUAAGUUAAAGAGGGUUAUUGAUACGUUAACGCAGAGACUGGAAACAGCAAAAGCAGACACGGAAGAUCUCAUCUCUAGGCUGAAUCAGGAGUUGGCUGUUAGACAAUUUCUGUCAACAAAGGUAAAGGAUUUAGAGGCUGAACUUGAAACAACACAAGAGAGCUGCAAGCGAGGCAUGGAGCAAACAGUUCUGAACGAAAAGGAAAGAUUAACUCAAAUUCAGUGGGAUAUGGAGGAACUCCGCAAGCAAUGCAUGGAGAUGGAAUCGUUGUUAAACUCUAUAAAGGACGAGAAAGCGGAGAUUGAGACUACAAACCAGUCACUUGUUCAAGAAAACCAAAUGUUGCUGCAGCAGAUCGAUGAUCUAAGUGACAAGUUUGAGAAAUUGCGUAAAGAAAAUGAAGAACUAGAAGUGAAAUCGAAAGCAGAACUUAAAGUCCUGGUCAAAGAGGUCAAGUCUCUCCGAACCACUCAAUCAGAAUUGAAACAAGAGCUUAGCCGCACCAUGAAAGAAAGACUGGAGAUGGAGAGAAUUGUUCAACGGGAGAAGGAUAGAGAAGAAACUGCAAAAACCGCAAACAAGAAGCUGCUGCACGAGUGUGAUGUUCUACAGAAUCGGCUUCAAGAGUGCAAUGUCAAGUUCCACAUAGAAGAGGAGAGCAAAUUAAUAAUGGACUCAUCAUCUGCAUCAGAAGCCAUCGAGCUACUAGCAACAUCCGAUAACCGUAUUGGUCUUCUAAUUGCUGAGACGCAGCUUCUCUCAGAAGAAGUAGGAAAGCUAACAACAUCGGACGAUGGAACAGAUGAUGUAUUAAGGAAGAUGCUAACAGAGAUCCUGAUUGAUAAUGCAAGACUGAGAAAACAGAUGAACUCUGUUCUUCGUUGCUCUUUGUCUGGAAAUGGAAUAUCAGUCAGAGAAGCCAUAUCAGAGGAAGAAGAAGAAGAGCAAGAAGGAAGUGUUGAUCUAGCAAGAACUGUUCUUAGCAAGAUCCUUGAGAAAUGA
Microthlaspi erraticum is the source of this 2157-nucleotide messenger RNA. The record is from the annotation of a GenBank genome assembly. Lineage: Eukaryota; Viridiplantae; Streptophyta; Magnoliopsida; Brassicales; Brassicaceae.